Coregonus clupeaformis (lake whitefish) is the source of this 2456-nucleotide messenger RNA. Its product is annotated as collagen alpha-6(VI) chain. The record is from RefSeq and is a predicted model, not a curated record. NCBI's taxonomy places the organism in Eukaryota, Metazoa, Chordata, Actinopteri, Salmoniformes, Salmonidae. The transcript is spliced from 8 exons. Gene Ontology annotation, biological process: G protein-coupled receptor signaling pathway. The coding region runs from base 137 to 2356 and encodes 739 amino acids. Gene Ontology annotation, molecular function: G protein-coupled receptor activity. Gene Ontology annotation, cellular component: plasma membrane.
UUUAUUUUGUCUUUCGUAUUCGUUUUUCUGCCUCUCUUAACAAAUAUCCUAAAGGCUGGAAGAUAUCUAUGGAAAUCACAUUGAUUCAUAGUUUCAAAACUAAGUCAAGUGUAAUGGGUUUAUUAUAGGAUUAACUAUGGGAGUUUAUAUCCCGGAAUCUAAUACAAGCACCAACUUCACUCCCGGUGGCGACUUGGCGACAGUCCACGAAGCUGGAGCGGUUCUCCCGGGCUAUAUGAUUGUGAUCCUGGCUGUGCUUAUGAUAACUCUCGUAGUCGUGGUUGUGGCUGGCAACGCACUUGUUAUCCUGGCUUUCAUUGUUGACAAGAGCCUAAGAAAUCAAAGCAACUACUUCUUCCUCAACCUUGCUAUUUCAGAUUUUCUUGUUGGUGCCUUCUGCAUCCCUGUGUACAUCCCCUACAUCCUGACAGGCCGCUGGGUGCUGGGCAGAGGUCUCUGUAAGCUGUGGCUCCUCAUGGACUACCUGCUGUGUACUGCCUCUGUCUUCAACAUCGUCCUCAUCAGCUACGACCGAUUCCUCUCCGUCACCAGAGCAGUUAAAGGCAGCAGGGCAACUGAAGGUGUUCCCCAAAUUGGAAUUGUCAUCACAGAUGGAGAAGCCAAUGAUGACAUACAAAGAUCAGCAUAUCUUCUAAGGAAACAUGGCGUUUCUCUCAUGUGCCUUGGUAUUGUAGGCGCUUCAAAAAAUGAGAUGUUAAUGAUCACUGGCAAUCCAGAGAAUGUGUUAUUUAUUGAGUCAUAUCGAGACAUGAAGAGCAGUGUCCCGUAUGUCGCCCAGAGGCUCUGUGAACUGGCAGAGGAGAGGGUGUCCAGCAACCUGACAGUCUGUUCCCAGGGAGCUGCCAUCGACAUCAUGAUUAUUCUGGAUGACAGAUCCCAGAGCAUCAUGCCUCAGGAGUUUGAGCUUAUCAAAGACUUCCUCCGAUCACUGCUGCACUGCUUCUACCUGGGGCAGGACCAGGUUCGAGUGGGCCUGGUUCCUUAUAGUCGACACAAUGACACGACGGCGUUCAAGCUCAGCACUCCCCUAAACAACAUGGAGAUCCUAAAGCACAUCUGGAAUCUGAGACAGUCAAACAGUUUGACCACAGAGACUAACCCACAUUGGGAGAUGAUGAGUGAGCUUCUCAGGGAGGAGAGGGAGGGUGUGAGAGAAGAAUGGGUGACUAAAGUUGGGUUGGUCAUCAUGGGCAGUGAGCUCCAUGAGAAUUUGAGUGCGUCAUUGGAUGAGCUCAAGAAUCAUGGUGUGUCUCUAUAUGCUAUCGGGGGUGCCAAUGCUUCACUGAUGGGUCUGAACAAGAUCACUGGCCAUCGCGAAAAUGUGUUCUUCGUCCAGAACUUCUCAGGCCUGACGGAGAUCUCUGAACGUAUCAGCCAGGAGAUCUGUAGCUCAGCAGAGGACAGGGGACAACAGGUCGUCCACAUGCCACCACCAGGUCCAAAGAACAGUACGGUGACAGACAGCCAGGUCACUCUCUACAGGGGCCAGUCUCUCUCUGCUCUCUGUCCCUAUGACCAGAGGUACAAGGAGGAUGUGAAAUACUGGUGCAGGAUGAAGGGAGAGUUAGACUGCGCUACCAUAGUGCGUACUGACUUUCCUUUGCAACGUGGAGAUGUGUCCAUCACAGAUGACCCCAGCCAGCAUACCUCCACUGUGACCAUGCAGAACCUGCAGACUCAGGACACAGGGGAGUAUGUGUGUGCUGUUGACAAUGGAAGAAACCCCCUCUACAUGGCAUCUCUGUCACUGACUGUCACUGCAGGCUUCCCAGAUGUGUCAGUGAGGAGCAACAUGGUGUCUGGUAAGGAGGGGCACAACACCACAGUCGAGUGUCUCUACAGUGACAUCAUGGAUGACAGUGAGAAGAUGUGGUGUAGGAACGGGACACCUGCUGGGAACUGGAGCUCCUGCCUGACUGCAGAGGGAGAACGGGCGUCUCAGGACCGCAUGGAUCUGAUCAUCGAUACGUGGAGUCGCACCUUCACUGUGACGAUGAGACAUCUGGAGAUGAACGAUACAGACUGGUACUGGUGCAUAGCAGGAGACCAGCAGAUCCCGGUGUACAUCUCAGUCCUCAAAGUAUCUAACGCAUCAAUAUCUCCUCCAACCUUGAACCUGAUUACUUUCCCUUUGGUCUUGAAGCUGAGAGCAACGGAGGAUGAUAACUCAAGCUGGGACUGGGAGAGAUAUCUGGCUAUUCUGCUGAAAGUUGCUGUUGGCCUGGUAUUUGUGGCAUGCACCAUCCUAGCAGCUCUGGUGAUGAGAGACUACAAAAGUAAGUGCUAUGUAUUUUCAUCACUUAAAUUGUUGAGUCCAAAUACCUUGUCAAAAUGACCAUGUAUGAUUAGAUUAUACUUAUUGACUUAUUAAGUGAAAUGUAACACUAUUUAUGUCAGAAAAAAACAGGAACGAACUCUAAGGGACACAGGAACAG